Messenger RNA from Linnemannia hyalina, 5052 nucleotides. Lineage: Eukaryota; Fungi; Mortierellomycota; Mortierellomycetes; Mortierellales; Mortierellaceae. The record is from the annotation of a GenBank genome assembly.
AUGAUCGUCGCUCCUGGCCCCAUGGCGCGGCUAUGCGGAAACGACUCCUCAGAGGCACCGUGGAUCGACAAUGACUUUACUCCGUGCUUCCAUCAAACUGUUCUCGAUGCAGGAAUCCCAAUCGUACUCGCCACUCUGUCCUUGGUCACCAUCCUCGGGACCGUCAUUUUCAAACGCUUCCGCAAGAAUCAUACAGGAGACCAGUCUGGCUACUUGCCCAUCUCAACUCAGGAGGACAACCUCAACGGCUCAGAAACAGAUAUCGACGACCAGGAGAUCCUCGACCAGGAUGAUGCACCUUUGAACUCCGUCGAAUCUAAUAUGCGCCUCGGUCAGGUGCCAUCCGGACGACACAUCACUCUCCGCGACGCAUUGAAGACCCUGGCUGCCUUGAUAUCCCUCGGAAUCUCAAUGACAUGGCUGAUUGUUCGCUCAAACGAGGACAAGAGCACCUAUCUUUAUCUGACUCCUUUGAUCUCGACCAUUGCUUGGACCUAUAUUGCCGCUUUGACAGUGCUUCACCUUGUUCGUCCUCUCAACCCAUUAGUCUCGCUCGUUCCUCACUUCUCGGCUUUCUUUAUUAUCAACUUGCCCAUCGCCUUCUUCCGUCUUCGCUCUCAGGUCAUUCACAGGACUUCGACUCUGGAGCUCAUCCUAGACUCGAUCUACUUUGCCGAUGCUAUUGUCUUAACAAUUCUGGCCUUGACCUCUGGCAAGUCGACCCGCGCCUUGGUCGCUAAGCCUGGUACACGCGUUCCUUGCCCUGAGGCCUAUGCUUCAGUCGUUGAUCUGGCCUUGUUCUCUUGGGCCGAUCCUCUUAUUCGCCUUGGAUUCAGCCGCCCCUUGAACAACGAGGAUAUCUGGGACUUCCGCCUGAGCGAUUAUUCCUCUGUUGUUAUCCACCACUUCCGCCAAUCCAUUCUCGCCGCUCGUAAAAAUCACCCUUUCAUUAUCCGCCUCUUCAUCAACUUCAAGAAGAGACUGUCUGUUCAGGUUGUCUGGGCUAUUUGCUGGGGUCUCCUCUCCUUUGCCGGUCCGUUUGCCCUGGAGCGCAUUCUCCACUUUGUGAAGAACAGGGACACUAUUUCGGUCGAGUGGGGAUAUGUCUACGUAUUUGGCAUGUUCUUUGGAAUGUUGGCUGCGACUAUUACUCAGUCGCAGAUGCUCUGGCAUGGUCGCCGUAUCUCGAUGCAGCUCCGGUCUAUUGUUGUCGGUGAGGUGUACGCCAAGGCUCUCCGCCGUAAGGAUCGUGCUGGCCAGACCCAGAAGGAAUUGAACCCCGAUGCCGACUCUGACGAUGAGGACAACGAGAUGUUCACCUUUGGCGCCAUCAACAACAUGAUCUCCAACGAUACCUCGGAAAUUUCGAACGCAAGUGCCUACUUGCAGGAUAUCUACAUUCUCCCUCUGCAGAUCACCCUUGCCAUCUUGUUCCUCUACCGUAUCCUGGGCUGGUCCGCCCUGGCCGGUGUCCUCACCAUGGCCUGCUUCAUCCCCUUCAAUCUGUACCUCACCAGCAAGGUCGAAAAGAUUCAGGACGACCUCAUGAAGGCCACGGACAAGCGUGCCGAGCUCAUGAACGAGCUUCUUCAGGCCAUUCGCAUCAUCAAAUUCUUCUCCUGGGAGCGCAACUUCUACCGCAAGGUCGACGAGGCACGUGAGCGCGAACUUUCUCGCUUCCGCCGUCGCUUUACCUGGUGGAUCUUCGGCACUGCCCUCUGGUUCGGCACCCCUGUCACCGUCACCAUCAUGACAUUCUUCACCUACACCAAGAUUGCAGGAAACGUCUUGACACCCGAGAUCGCCUUCCCAGCCUUGGCCCUCUUCAACGUCCUGCGCGCUCCCAUGGAUGCCUUCCCCGAGAUGUUGUCGCAGUGCUUGCGCUGCAAGGUCUCUGCUGCCCGUAUCGACCGCUUCUUAGAUGAAGAGGAGGUUCUUGUCUAUGCCAACGCCUCCGCCAAGCCUCGCAAGAACUUGCCUACCGACCCCAUUAUCGGAUUCAAGAACGCCACAUUCUCGUAUGCUGGAAAGGCUGAACAGGAUGCUGCCAACGCUGCUCACGAUAACGGAGAGACUUUGAACGGACACCACUUCGAGCUUAAGGAUCUGAACCUGGAAUUCCCCGUCGGCGAACUCUCCGUGAUUACUGGACCCACUGGAAGCGGAAAGACUUCUCUCUUGCUCUCUCUUCUCGGCGAGAUUAACCCCGUCAAGGGUCAGGCCUUCUUGCCCCGCCGCGACUCACACGACAUCAACCCUGUGACUGGAUUGACCAACGGGAUCGCCUAUGUCGCCCAGCAGGCUUGGCUCCAAAACAACACCGUCCGCAACAACAUCUUGUUUGGAUCGCCCUUCGAGCAGCGCCGUUACGAUCAGGUUGUUGAGAUGUGCGCCCUUAAGCGCGACUUUGAGAUCCUGGAGCAUGGAGACCAAACUGAAAUCGGUGAGCGCGGUAUCACGCUCUCUGGAGGCCAGAAGCAGCGUAUUGCCCUGGCCCGUGCCAUUUACUCGAGAGCUGGACACAUCUUGUUGGACGACUGUCUUUCCGCUGUGGAUGCCCAUACCGCCAAGUGGCUCUUUGCCAAGUGCUUGAUGGGUCCAUUGAUGCAGGGUCGUACCCGUAUUCUCGUCACUCAUGCCGUCUCGCUGACUUUGCGCGGUGCUGCUCAUGUUGUUGUCCUCAGAAACGGAUCUGUUGUUGCAAGCGGAACCUCAACUCAGGUGUUUGAAUCCGGUGUUCUCGGCGACGACGUAACCAAUGAGGAACAGAUCAUGGACGACCACCCUACUGAGGAGCGUACUGUUGCUGGACUGGAGGAUGCUGAAGACGACAAUGGCGCUCCUGGAUCUUCAACUGUUUCUUUGACUGUUGCUGGCAAGAAGAAGGCUCAUACUGACGACGCUUCAACCGACUCGACCAUCCCUGUUGUUGAGAGGAAGAAGCUUAUGGAGGAUGAGGGCAAGACCGAUGGCUCUCUCACUUGGAAUGUGUACCGCAUGUACUACGGCUCGAUGGGGGGCAUUCCAUUCUGGAUUUUCCUCGCCAGUGCUUUCCUCUUGAUGCAGGUCGCUCAAGUUUCCGCUGACACCUGGCUCCGAUUCUGGGCUGGCGCUUCUGAGGAUAAGGGGGGCAAUGUCAACGCCGCUGCCACCUUUGCCACUGCCUCAGUCACCUCUUAUGCCGACUCUACCUCCGGUGUUGCCUUCAACGCCUCUGGUCUGUUGAUGUCGUUUGCCUGCCAGUACCGCGGUGACCACACCUACUUUGGCAAUCACCCUCAGCGUGUCUGCCGUCAAGAAAUUUUCGAUAACAGCCAGCCUGUCAGCCCCAUCUCUGCCUUGUACGAAGCUUCCGCUUAUACCGACUUCUCUGCCCUCGGCGGCGACAAGCCCAACAAGCAAAUCCACGACUUGAACUACUACCUCGGAAUCUACGCGCUCCUCUCGUUCGGUUACAUUUUCACCAUUAUGUGCCGUCAGAUGGUCCAGUACAAGGGUUCAAUUGACGCCUCCCGCUCGAUCCACCGUCGCCUGUUGUCCCAGAUUUUGAACUCGCCUGUCCGCUUCUUCGAUACCACUCCCCUCGGCCGAAUUAUGAACCGCUUCACCAAAGACAUGGGUACCAUUGAUGAGGAUGUCGCGCCCAUCUCGUCCAACUUGAUGUUUGACUUUUUGGGUACUCUGACUGUCGUUAUUGUCAUUAGCGUCAUCACUCCCAGGUUCUUGUUCCCAGCCUUUAUUAUCACGAUCUUAUUCGUCGCUAUGGCCAACCUCUACCUCCGUUCCUCGCGUGAGUUGAAACGUAUCGAGUCCAUUACCAAGUCUCCCAUCUUUUCGCACUUUGGCGAGUCUCUUUCUGGUGUAGCCACAAUCCGUGCCUAUGGUGCCGAAAAGCGUUUCCAGCACGAGAACCUCGAGCUCUUGGAUGAACACAACCGUCCCUUCUUCUACCUCUGGGUCUGCAACCGCUGGCUUUCGAUCCGCGUGGAUGUCCUCAGUUCGCUUGUUUCGUUCUUUGCCGGUCUUUUGAUUAUCAUGAACACCAGCAUUGAUGCCGGUCUUGCCGGUCUCUCGCUCUCGUACUCCCUCACUUUCACCGAUCACAUCCUCUGGCUCUGCCGUCUCUACUCCGAAAUGGAGAUGAACAUGAACUCUGUGGAGCGUGUCCGUGAAUACAUGGAUUUGCCUCAGGAGCCACCAGCAGUGAUUGAGGGUGCCCGCCCUCCUCCAGGUUGGCCCAACAACGGCGAGAUCAAUGUCGAGCACCUCGUGAUGCAGUACUCGCCCGACGACCCACCAGUCAUCCGCGAUGUGUCCUUCCACGUCAAGCCUAGGGAGAAGAUUGGUAUUGUUGGUCGCACAGGAGCAGGAAAGUCGACGUUGGCUGUGGCGUUCUUCCGGUUUAUGGAGUUGACUGCAGGAAAGAUCACUGUUGACGGUAUCGAUAUUUCAACUCUUGGAGUCCACGACCUCCGAUCGUCGUUGACGAUUAUCCCCCAGGACCCGGUCUUGUUUAUCGGCACCAUCCGCACCAACUUGGAUCCCUUCAACGAGCACAAUGAUGCAGCUCUCUGGGCGACCUUGAGACGUGUGCACUUGAUUGGUGAGGAUGGCGCCGAGUCCAACUCGUUCGGCAACCUCGACAGUGAAGUCAUGGAGAACGGCAGUAACUUUUCUCAGGGCCAGCGUCAGCUGAUUGGCCUUGCCCGUGCGUUGUUGAAGCAGAGCAAGAUCAUUAUUCUGGAUGAGGCCACUGCCUCGGUUGAUCACGAGACUGAUGCGCGUAUCCAGGCGACAAUCCGUGAGGAAUUCAGGGAGUCGACGCUGCUGACGAUUGCCCAUCGGUUGAGGACGAUUAUCGACUUUGACAAGGUGUUGGUGAUGGACCAUGGUCAGGUUGUCCAGUUCGAUACCCCCUGGAAGCUGAUCCAGGAGGAGGGAGGCAUCUUUAGGAACAUGUGCCAGCGGUCUGGCGAAUUUGACCUCUUGAUUGAGAUGGCGGGGGCUGUUGAGCGGAGUCAAAGCAGUAGCGGUGGUGGUGCCCACAAGUGA